GGAUUCUGAUAGGUUUUGGUUCGAAAAGCCUGAUAUGUUUACUUCUGAUGAACGAAUUAUCAUACGAAAUACGACACUUCGAGAUAUCAUAACUCGUAACAUUAAUAGUAGCACACAUUUCCCACAAAAUAUUUGGUCAGUUCAGCCUCAGAUGGUACUUAACAAUAGUGAUGAUAUUAAUUAUCCAACCAAGAUUAGUACUUGGAGUCAAUAUAUUGUGAGUUAUAGAGUUGAUAUGGCAUAUGUGUAUUUCAAAGUUCAACUUCAAACUUCUGAUGGCAAUGGUUGGUUUGGAAUGGGAUUUGAUCCAGAGGAUGAAGGAAUGAAAGGUGCUGAAUUUAUCAUUGGCAUUGUUACCGAUGGAAAUGUCACAUUGGGAAAUUAUCAUGCUGAUGUAGGCGGUUACCAUCCUCCCCUACGUGAUUCAAAUCAAGAUCCCACUCUUAUACCAAAGUUUUCUAUGUCUAAUAAGAAAGCUGUAACCGUAGAGUUCAGAAGACCUCUCAAUCCGCCAGGAAGAAAACGAAUUACUCAUGGUGAUAUGAAAUAUUCUACAGAAGCUUUAUUGACUUCAAAAGAUACAACUUUUAACAAUUAUUCAUCUGUGCUUGCAAAAUAUAUAAAUCACCUUCAAAGAGAGCCAGAACCUCGAAGAAAAAUGUCAGCUGCCAAAUUUAUCGAUAACAUUAAUAAAAUGGUGUCAAUGGUUAUAGGCAAAGUAAAUGAAAGAGUGAAUGAAAAAGGACAUUUGACUCAAGAUCGUAGAUCUCCUUGUCAAAAUCUAGAAUGCAAUCCCGUUGAAAUAGACACAAAAAGUAUCAAAUUUCACCGUUAUAGGCUUACAAGCAAGAAAAUGAUUAAUGCAAAUUGUGAAUAUCCUGUGAUGAGAUUUACAUUUACCAAAAUACAUCAAGCCGAAAAAGACGUUUACGCUGAGAAAUUCUUACCUGGACAUUACAUUGAGGUGCAAUCUAGAGUAAAUGGUCAAAUUGUAAUCAGAAGCUACACUCCCUUGGAAGGGUAUGAAAUUCAAGUACGUGGUCCAUUUGAUGCUUGUGAUAGAUGCAAGUCAUAUUUGGCGCCUACAUCGUUAAAUUCUCGUCUGAGCGUUUUACCAUCCGCAAAACCUCAUACUCCUUACGCCAGACUUACUGAAACGUUAUCUACGGCAAAAACUUCUUUAAUAAAUCCAAAUAGCCCGGAUGGUUGUUGGGAUGAAUUAUAUAUGAUUGCAGAAAACGAUACCAAUAAAUACAGACGAAUGCAUUUAUUAUUUGGGAACCGUAAAAUUGAAGAUGUUAUCGAUGGUAUAUUACUUGAAGAUCUUGCACUUUCAAGUCAAGGACAAUUAACUGUGACAUUCUGUCUAUCAGAACCGCCUUCUGAUUGGGAAGGUUUGAAAGGAAGAAUUAAUAAACGAAUAAUACGAGAUUGGAUGAAUCUGAUGCAGGGUUUGUCCCUUAAGACACCUAAUGAAACUCAGACGAAUAUUCUUCAUAGUCAUUCUAUACGUCGUGACCAUGAAACUCAGACGAAUAUUCUUCAUAGUCAUUCUAUACGUCGUGACCAUGAAACUCAGACGAACACUCUUCAUAGUCCUUCUAUACGUCGUGACCAUGAAACUCAGACGAAUAUUCUUCAUAGUCAUUCUAUACUUCGUGACCCAAAUGAAAAUCGCUGGAGUCUUUCAUCAACGUCAAAUCAUGAACCACCAUUCAUGAAGUCGCAUGAAAUUCCACCAAUGUCUCCACUGCGGCAAUACAAUACUGUAAGUGUACAUACACUUUCUAGGGAAUUUGCACUAUUUAUACAACCUGAGAAUCAAAUAUAUGAAGAUCAUAUAAAUGAAAUGGAACCUUACCUAGAACCUUACCUAGAACCGAAAGCAUCAUCAAAAAAAUCAAGAAUGCUUAGCAUUGAUCCAGAUUUAGCAAAUUCAAAAAAUGGGGAUAAUUUAACACAUGGAAAAAUUAUUGUUAGUGGUCCCUAUGGUAUGUUAGUUGCUGUUGAACAAGAUCUACUUGAGAUGGGAUUUAAUGAUGAC
Racocetra fulgida is the source of this 2044-nucleotide messenger RNA. The record is from the annotation of a GenBank genome assembly. NCBI's taxonomy places the organism in Eukaryota, Fungi, Glomeromycota, Glomeromycetes, Diversisporales, Gigasporaceae.